UGCACGUCAACCGGAGAACAUGAUGCCUCUUUGCAAGUCAACUCGUGUGUUCUCUAGCCGAUAGAGGUGCCUCAAGCCGAAAUAUUAUAGCUCUAUUGUAUUGGAGAACGUGGUGUGACAGCCCGCGGGCUCAGCAAAUGGCCAGCGUCGUAUCGCCACACUAGCGGAGAGUGUCGCCACAGUGGCGUUCAAGCUGGCAGGGCGACACAGAAAUCAACUUUGUGUAUUUUUAAUGGACACGCUUCGAGCGGCGGCAGCGGCAGCGGCAGCAACAGCGGCGGCGGUAACGGCGGGCGGUUUGUUUUCCUUUCGUCUUUAUCUCGAGCUGCUCAAGUAAGCCCGAGUCUGCCCCUCGUGUGUCCCCGCACGUCUGGCUACCUCCUACUCUUCCACAAACAGUCCCAUUUUAGAACAGCAUGGUCAUGGCUGACAGUGUCCAAAAACCGCUGAUCCGGGGUCCGGGCCGAGUGGGCUUCUACGACAUCGAGCGCACUUUAGGAAAGGGCAAUUUCGCGGUCGUGAAGCUGGCCCGCCACCGCAUAACCAAGACGGAGGUGGCCAUUAAGAUCAUCGACAAGACCCAGCUGGAUGCUGUCAACCUGGAGAAGACCUACAGAGAAGUUCAGAUCAUGAAAAUGCUGGACCACCCCCACAUUAUUAAGCUCUACCAGAAUACGUGCUCUUUUCCACAUCUCAAGUCAAAGACUAUCUUUGUGAAGUCAAGUCAAGUCAAGUUUAUUUAUAAAGCACAUUUAAAACAACGACGUUGACCAAAGUGCUGUACAAGAACUAUAACCCC
Messenger RNA from Archocentrus centrarchus (flier cichlid), 799 nucleotides. RefSeq names its product serine/threonine-protein kinase SIK2-like. The record is from RefSeq and is a predicted model, not a curated record. Lineage: Eukaryota; Metazoa; Chordata; Actinopteri; Cichliformes; Cichlidae. Gene Ontology annotation, biological process: intracellular signal transduction; microtubule cytoskeleton organization; protein phosphorylation. Gene Ontology annotation, molecular function: ATP binding; tau-protein kinase activity. Gene Ontology annotation, cellular component: cytoplasm. The transcript has 3 exons. Bases 417 to 770 code for a protein of 117 amino acids.